Molecule: messenger RNA, 9146 nt
Organism: Xyrichtys novacula (pearly razorfish)
Lineage: Eukaryota; Metazoa; Chordata; Actinopteri; Labriformes; Labridae
Source: the annotation of a GenBank genome assembly
GACAAAUCAUCAAUGGCCAGGAACCUUUAGCAGACACACUCUGCUGCUCCCCACCCACAGAAAAUUUACAGAAGUCAAAAGUUUUCUAUUUUCAUUUACACCCCAACAGCGGGCCCUGCUUAUUUCACUCUACUUUGACUCAGCUUAAGGCCAUCAAGAGUAGUUAAGAGUGAAGGCUAUUCAAUAAGAGAGCGAGAGACAAUUUUUGGUUUUUCGUUGAGUGAGAGGAAAUUUUGAAACAUUGUGCAAUGGUGCCGCAAAAGUUUUGAAAGGUUGUUGAGUGUGUUUUGCCAGCAAAGCUUCUGAGAGUCGGACCGUUGGAGAAGAGGUCUCCAUGUUGCAUCCGUACAGAAUGGAGAGCUACCUGAUCCCGCCUGUAAGUAUGAUUUAUUUAUCAUUAUCCACAAAACUGAGGACAUUUUAAUACAUCUAAAGCACAAGUCUUCAGCGAGUAGAUUUCUUUUUCAGAUAAAGAAUUUAAAAGAAAAGAAAUAAAGCGACAGACAAAAUGUUUUAAUGUCAAAUAAGUUGACUGAAUGUAAGAGCGGGUUCGGUUUGAACACAGGACACAAACUGUAAGAGUCUUUUAUACUUCAGGCAACAUGAAAAUGAAACUCCAGACUUCUUGAGAGUUUCAGAACAGCCGUGGCACAAAAAAAAAAGGUUCAUGUAUUUGUAGAAAUAUUACUAAUGUCUGAUCUUAUUCACAAAGUUGGUCAUAUCAAUGUUACAAUUUUAUUAAGGAGAGUUGUGGACUUUUAUAAUGUCAUGGCUCAGAGAUGAGGAUUAAAUUUGUCUCAGAUGUUAUUGUUUUUAAUGUGUGUGCCGUCUCCUGAAAGAUUUGUCUCUUGUGUUGUUUUCUCCAGCACUCAGAAGAAAUGUACGAUCCUGAGAUCUACAGACAUCAAAUCGCAGAAUAUUAUAAUCCAUAUGUCUUAGAUCCAGACAUUCAGGCAGGUGAGUGUUCCUUCAAAUUUAAUUUCUAACUGUAUUUCUUCCUAAAUAAUCUAGAUGGUUACUUCUUCCCUUUUUUUAAUUUAGAAUUUUAUUGAUUUGAGGUCUGAAUGUAAAUAUAGUCUUAAAAAAGAGAGAGAGAGAGACUGGAUGAUGAUUUUGUGUUCAGACGUUUCAGAAAUUUCAGUGAACUUACAGAAAUCUGGUUUUCAGUGCACUGCUUUCUGGUUGUAUUAAAAGAAAAUAAUUGUAUUCAUCCAGCCUUUUCUUUCUCAAAUUUUGAAAUAUAAUUUACCAUGAAUUGAUGUGGUGACUUUUCUGGAGGUUGUACAGAAAAAGGCUGCAGUGCGUGCAGCUGGAGCGCACCACAUUAGGGUGGAUGAAACACAGGAAACAGAUGCCAUUUCUUUCGGCCGCUACGACUACAGACAUAGAACAACUUUCGCCCCAUGGGGCUUUGUUGAUACAUGAGCGAGGCUUUACUUUCUCUUGUAAUCAACAGUUUUGAAUAUUGCACCAAAACACUUUAGAUAGGAGGGUUGGAUGUUUUUUUUCCCUCACCUUGUGGCAAAAGAUGUGAAAGUUUCAGUUGUUCCUGAGAUAAAAAUAUCUAAUGUCUAACAUCUAAACAGCUAAUCAAGCUUUAAAAUCUAAUAUCCAUUUAAUUAAAGACUGAAAAGAGUAUACUUGUAUGGCAUUGAAAGUGCAGGAACAAAGAGGAAAAAGCUCCAUGCUGAAUUGUCCCUUUUUCUCCUCAUAUAAAUUCAAACACUACGAGUAAGCUGCUGGUUGUCAGGUUCAGUUUAAGUUUAGAGGAUUUUUCAUAGACCUGCUCUCUGGCUUUUGUCAUGAGUCAUCUCAUGCAGUUCAAAUUAUUUUCAAGACAAGCUCAUAAAUUCUGGAUGAUUUUACCUGACUGGGGUUCAUUUCUGUCUUUUUCAAUCCUUCUCUGAUGCUCCACAGCACAAGUUUUGCUGUGAUCAACUGAAAACUAGAAGCUGCAGCAAUUUUCUUUUGCCGUUUCUCACCUUCUCUGUUUAGAUCACUGGGAUUACCACCCUCACCCACACGUUCACCCUGUAGAGUUCGAAAACCUCCAAGAAAGCAACUUCACAGAGCUGCAGAGCGUGCAGGCGCUCCACCCGCCGGGGGUGAUACGGCACGAGGCCGUGAGAUACGAUCCGGAGAGCUUGCUCGACCCAAACCUGGGAGCACAUGCACAUGUGUUACAGCAACCAGUGAGUGCUUCAGUUACUCAACACACACACACACACACACACACACACACACACACACACACACACACACACACACACACACACACACACACACACACACACACACACACAACUUUGGCAAAAUAAACAGACUUAUAGUUUUUAGGACCACAAAAACAAAACAUCAAAAUGAUUAAAAAACAGAAAAUGACAAAUAAUAAUUUAAUCCUUACUCUUUAAAAAAUAAUUGCUGUGUGCUCGAUAUUUAUUAAAGGAGCUUGAAAGUAUGAUUUACAAUGAUGCCUCUGGAGCUCACUGCAAAAUCACAAUUUUUCAAAGUUGGUUUUUAAAUCAGAGAGUAGUUUAGGGACAAGGAGGCCAUUUAUGGCUUUCAUGACAAAAAUCAGGAAGUGAAUCUUUUGGCUGCAAGAAAAUCUCACUUUUUGGUUUAAAUAUACAAGCUACAUUUGAUUUAAAAAAGAUCAGCCUCAGCUAAGUUAACACACAGUCACAGCUGCAUGCUGAAAAGGUCUGAACCAGCAAAUGAGAAAAUAGAUCUCUUUUUUGGGUGGGAGGUGGGUUGCAGUGGUAAGUACAGCGAUUAAGAUAUUUUUGAGAUAUUAAAGAUAUCACACUACUAAAGCUCAAAUCUCAGCAUUUAGCGAGUGUUUUUGCCCUAUUUAAAUUCAAACUAUCUCAUUUACUCUACAUUAUUCACAAUUACCCAACAAGUCUAGAGAUGAAUCUUUUCGUGAAUGAUUCAAAACAACACAAAAAGGGUUUUUGCUCACUGUUGGCAAUAUGGUCUCACAUUUUGCAUUGUAAUAUCUUGAAGUAAAAUUUAUACCUGGACCCGUCAGGUCAACGGGAGCUCACGUGAGAAGUUUUUAGCUGGGUAUUAAAAGACUGAAACUGAUACUGAUGCCUUUUUAAGAUCUACUAAAGCAAAUGAGACAUGAAGCAUGAAGAUUUUCCUUUCUACAUUUUUAAUGUCUGAAAUAUGUGUGUGUGUGAGUGUAUGUGAGCACAUGUUACAAAGUCGAUAAGGACAUACUUCUUAAUGCCCUACAUGCAUAAUUAAUAUUAUAUAAAAAUUGUACAUUCAAGUAACUAUGUUGGCAUACAGUUAAAAACCCAAGUGAGACACAUUAGGGUAACUAGGGAAGUGGGAAACAUUUAGAGGUCAACAAAGCUUGGCUGAGGUAAGUGUUAAAAAAAAUUAAUAAAUAAAACAUUUAAAAAAACAGGAAAUGCAGGACAUGAAACCAGUGUUGCCAACCUAGCGACUUUGUUGCUGGAUUUAGCGACUUUUCGAAGGGGGGACUGUGCUCUCUUUUAGAUGGUCAAUGGUGCGACCAAGCCCACAGGGUUUAAGAGGCUAUGGAUGAUAGGCAGCACUCUGCAACUUUAAAUGUAAAGAUGUCAGAGUCUAUGAUCCAGCACAGUCAGAGACUGUUUUUGUACAGACAAAGCUUUUUCAUCGAGGUUUAAGUCCUCAAGACCAGCCACCAAAUCUUCAGGUGUGAAGGCUUGGUAGGUAGGUAUUAGAGCCACUGUCGGUGAGGGAAUAACGACUCGACCUAUUUAUCAUUAUCAUCCUCUCUCUAAAAGAAGUCUUCGGUAGUUUUAGUCGUCCUCUCUUACUAAGAAAUCGUAGAUCAGCUGUCAGAACAUCACGCUCCUAACACUGCAGGUAGUUAUAGGAGCACAUUUAAGAUCAAACCUUUUCAAAUCAAUUGAACUCCAAAACUCAUUGAUACAAAUGAUCACACAUCAAACAUGUAACACUUCAUAAUGUUGCUUGGAGAAACCAUACAGAUACAUUGUCUCACUAGUUCCUUCCUCCUGUUUCUUGCAGCUUUACAGAUUUCAAAAUAAAAGCACAAUAUAUGCAACAAAUAAAACCUUUUUUCCCCCAGUGGUCAACUUAUUAGUUAAACAAACAAACAAACAUUAAGGGUUGAACAUGUAAUUCCUUUCAUACCUUAAAAACAUUGUUUCUCUGUCUGUUUUUCUGUGUUACAUCCAUACCCGGUCUCCCCUAACUAUGUAUGCACUUAGAACAAUCGUGAUGUAGUUUUGGAUUGAAGGGACUUUCUUCGUGGGGUUUAUGGUGACAUCUUGGGACAGAAGCCAAGUGAUAGAGAGACAUCUCUUUGUUUUCGUUUUCUUUCUUUUUUCUUAUUUACAGUCAUGUCUUCGUUGUAACAUGUCUGACAUCAGUCAGUUGUUUUGCGGCACUUAUUCCACUUGACCCUGUGUACUGUACAAAACCACGGCUUUAUUUAGAAUCUGUUUCCAGCCGAGCAAGAUCAUCAUCUAGUUUCAUUUUAGUCUCGGAACAAACAAAUAUGGGGGCAGUCCGAUUUUAAAGAUCAAGUUUACCCUUGGGUAAUAAAAAAGCCUUUCUUUAAAACUGGUAAUACUUAUUAUAAAUAUGACAGAUGACCUUUUAUUGUAAUGAGAAAACUAGAAAACUAGACGAAACACUAAAACACUCAAAUGUGUUAAGGUGUGAGAAAAAACACACAGUGGAAAGGAAAUGUGAACACAAUGUGAAAAACUUUGGUUCACACAUGGGAUUAACAUGCAGUUUCCACCACUGUCAGUUUUUCUGUCAAAACAAUGUCACAAAGACGUUGACGAGUGUUUGCCCAGCCAGGCAUACAGCUGCUGUGGAGCAGCAUCCACACAUCACAGCUCAUGCAGAGAGAGAAAUGAGGCCCCACUCUUUCAUACACUGACAAAGUUUGAGCUCAGUUCAGUACAGUAAAAAAUUAUCAACCAAAUUUCCAUCUCUGAAUGUUAUUGUACAAACAUUUUACAUCUACAGCUCAAGUACAAGAGUUCAUUCUCCAGCUUUUGGUUACAAGUGUAUUUAUUACAGCUAAAAAUAUUUGCCGUUUUUUCUUGUCUUUGUCUGGUAAAUUUCCAGAGUUUCCUAACAUGUCAUGAUGAAACAGUAUCAUAAUUUCAGUUUUUUUUUCUCCGUUAUUGCGUAACGAAAGAGAAAAUAGACUGUCCUAGAGUGUCCAAAAAUAUAAACAUGUACACUUUUAUGUAACAAAGGGAAUAUCAAUUUUCCGAAUGUUUUCUUUGGAUCUCAAUUUAACUCAUUGUGUUGUAGGUCCCAUUCUUCCCACGGACUGUCUACCCUCCACACGUGUCCCAGCGUAGCUCUGAUGAUGAGGAGCAUGGAGGACGAAGCCCCCCGUUGGAGGUGUCUGAUGAGGAGUGUCUCAGAGAUCGCGUCUCUUAUAUCACAGCAGGAGAUCUAGGUAAGGAUACAGAUCUGUGGGUCAGGAUACGCUGUACUGUAUGUGCAUCAGCAGGGGGCUCUUCAGUUCUCUACUGAGCAGUUAACACGGAUACUAAAAGACACACCAGCUGUGCCGGCCAUGUGCAGAUUCUUAGCCAUCCAAGUCUGGGUAUAUGUAGAAGUGCUAAGUCACCUGAACUUCUUGUAAAUUCUUGAAUCAGGACUAUAGCAAGACCGGUAGCUUUAAAACCACAAUAGCUGUUGAUAUGUGUUUGCACACCCUAACAAGCAUGCGCGUGUCACCUCCAAUACCAUCUUGCCCUCCGCCUUAAAGAUAGAAGUGCAAAGUGGAUCUGUUCAGGGGUGUUUCAUGUGGUUGGCUGUCAUAGUUUCCAUUUAGAGUGAAAGAACAAGAGCUGCUCUAAAUCCUCUCUGGAUCACUUUAAAGCCAGUCUUUCCACAUUGUGGUGUUUGACGCUUAGAUUUGAGUCAUGUCAGCUUUGUGUUCUGCUGACCAUUUAAAAUACACUUUUAGGAUGAGUUACAAGUUGCACAACUGCUUUGACAAUGCUGGUCAAGCAUCUUCCACCGGAAGUGUGUGCUUUAUCUGCCACAAAGUAUUUUUAAAGAAGGGUUGAAUUAAUCCUGCAGGUGGAGAACCGCAAGUAAAUGCAUAAUUAGGCUGUCUCCUUCUUCUGAUCCAACCACAUUGACCAGUUUUUACAGUAGCUUGUUUAUAUCUCAAGCUCAUUGCUAUUUCCUGGUGUCUUUUUGUUAAGGGUUAGGGUACUGCCUUAAAACAUAACAGUAACACUAAAUGGUAAAUAGACCAUUUAUAAAUGGUAAGCAGAUAGUUUAUUAAUGUUUAAUCAUCAUUUAUAAAUAGCAUAUAAACCAUUAAUAAAUGGUAAAUUUGACAAUUUUAAAAACCAAACCCUAACUUUACAAUAACCAUCUAAGUAAUGUUUAUAGAUGGUUUAAAAACCAAAUGUUAACCAUUUACAAAGUGCUACUGACACACAUUUUAUUCUAGAUGUUUUACAACCAAUAUUUAAACCCUAAAUAAUCCUUUAAUAAAUAGUCCAUUAAUAAUUAAUGAAAAUUAUUAAUCAUAGUUUCAUUGCUUGUUAAUGGUAAAGAAACUAUUCACUUACAUUAAUAAACCAUCUAUUUGCCAUUUAUAAUUGGUCUUUAUGCUGUUUGUAAAUCAUGAUUAAACAUUAAUAAACUAUCUAUUUAUCAUUUAUAAAUUCUGGUUAUUGUAAAGUGUUACCGACAUAACAGAUAAAAAUGAUAGAAAUGGUUGUUUUAAUGAUGUCUGUUUAUGGAUCCAUUCACUAUGUGCAGUAAAACCUCUACAGCUCAAACUCUGCUGUCAAAGAGGCGAAUAUGCCACCGGUAGUGUUUUCCUCAUAGCACCAUGACAAUGUGGAAACAAUGAGAUGACUCACUGUGGAUUUUAUCUACUCAUAUUUCUCAGAAAUUCUGAAACAUGGUUGACACUUUUCUGCCACUCAGGACUAUUUUAAAUUCAGGGCUGUAAAUCUGGAUUCAGACAAACUUACUAUAUCAUUGAUAAAGUGAACUUUUUCUGGGCCUGUAAGAAAACUCGGCCCUGUCCAAAACAGGUGUUUAAGUUUGAUAAAUAAAAAUAAUUCACAGUGUCUAUAUUCUACAUAUUUUACACAGUAAAGCCAAAAUAGCAGACUUUUGUCACCAGUUAAUCUGAGCAUGGCUGACAGCUAGCCAUGUUUUAUCGGGUGCGUUAAGCUGUGGAGAUAGAUUCAGACUUUUGAGACACAGUUAUGGGAAAUACUCUAACUGGGAUCAUACAGUUGCAACUGUGCAGCCUUUAUCUCAAUAGUCUUUUCAUUCUCUUUCACCUUUGAAUCAAUUUAUUCUUUAUCACUAAAUCUGAAACAAAUCAAGAGUCACAAAAAUCCCUGUGCAUAUAUGAUUAAUAAAAACAACUUGGUGAUUUCUCCAAAGGUAACAAAAAGAAGAUUCGCCUGUACCAGUUCCUGUUGGACCUUUUAAGAAACGGGGACAUGAAGGACAGUAUCUGGUGGGUGGACAGAGAAAAAGGGACAUUCCAGUUUUCUUCCAAACAUAAGGAGGCCCUCGCACACCGCUGGGGAAUCCAGAAAGGGAACCGCAAGAAAAUGACCUAUCAGAAGAUGGCGCGUGCCCUGCGCAACUAUGGCAAAACAGGAGAGGUGAAAAAGAUAAAGAAGAAGCUGACCUACCAGUUCAGUGACGAGGUCCUGGGCAAGAGUCAUUUAGAAAGGAAAGUUUAUGUGUAGAAAGAAACUGAAAUGUGGAGAUUGACUCGUAAAAGUUUGACAUUGGAAGCACCAAUGACAUGUUGAAGUAAGAGAAAAAAAUCCUUCUGUCUUAAAAUUCUUACUGAAAUCUGCAAAUGGACACUCAAGGUCAUAAUACUCGAAACUGUGGCCAAAGAUGGAACUGCAAGUCAAGUAUCACUAGAGUUCAGACAUUAAAGCUCCAGUGAGGAACUUUUUGUCUGUGUUGGUUUUGGUGCCCCCCUGUGGACAAACAUGUAACCCUUACAUUGUUGGUGAUUUUGUUUUGUCCUCAUGGAAGGGGGAUUAUUUGAAAAAAAUGUUUUUUUUCAAUGACAUGUACGACUCACUGUGAGUUUUUGUUAUGGGGAAAGUCACAAAGGCUUUUUCUUGAGCGACCUACCCUCUCACAGCAGUUACAGGCAUUAAAAAGAGCAACCUAAAAACAGUAAAUGAUGUUGACAAUGGUUUCAUCUGCUUUUACACAUCAUAAAUACACAUCACUGUUUAUUUCAGUCUGUUUCAUAACCAUAAAAAAACCCUUAUAGGAGCUUUAAUAAUAACUGCUCAUUAAUGUACAGUAUGUGAGUUACUGUAUCUCUACUGAGUGAUAUUUUUGUUCAGAUAUAAAUUCUCUCACUGUUUUUCCUGCGUACACAACUGGCUGUAAUAUGCAUCAUAUUUUAAUUAUUUCUUUAUUUUUAUGAAUUUUUGAAACAUGUUGAUGAUUGAGUGCUGAAAAACUAUUGGCAAACUCUUGUUGGCUCCUCUGGGGUGUUAUAAAUAGAUGCCUCGCUUAUAUCGGAGGAGUUUUCAAAGACAUAGUUGCAGAAAAUAAAAUGCUGAAAGCCAGCAGGCCCAUAGCUCUCCCCAGUUAAGUCCACUCAUAAACACAUUACAUGUAUCUUAUCUAACCCACACAAACACUUGUGACUUCUUACAGUUUUGUCCUCACUCUCAGAUUUUUUUUAAUCACACCAGCAGAGACUUCUAUUUGCAGUUUAGUUGUUGAAGACUCUUGGCCACUAUGAUCCGGUUCACAGUUUUAAAAGCUUGUACACAUGCAAAUUCACUUGUAUUCUUCUGUAAAUGUCUUUUUCAUAUUUACAAAUGUAACUAAUGUAAUUUCAUAGCGCGGAACCGCUCCGAGAGUUUAUGGUUUCAAACUUCGCAGACGGUAAAAGCCUAACAUGCUACUGUGUUUGAUCCUUUUUGUGUCAGACAUCCUCAAGUUCUCUUUCAAUAAUACUGUAUGUACAUAAAUCGAUAUUUAAAACAGAGAAGAGAAGGACGCCAUUGAAGAGAUGAGAACAAUACUGUGAUAAUCCACAUUAGAUAUGUUUGAAAGUCACAAACUCUCUGUGUGGUAUGAUGAAUGAUUGCAUGUAAAUAAAGAAAUUGUUCGUACAUCUA